AUGAGUUUCACUGUUGAGAAUAAUAAUGUUUAUAACUCUGAUUAAAUAAGCAAUACUGACAUAUUUAAAAUGAAUAAUAACUUCUUUUUAUAAGGAUAAGAAUAAUAAAAAUUAGAAUAAGAUUUUUAGUUAGUAUCCUAGAUAUUGUUUAAAGAUCAUAAUAUAAAUGAGUUUGUAAAAUAAAAUAAUGCUUCUAUGUAAUAUUGAUCUAAUUUUAAGAAAACAAAUCAUUACGAUUUAAUCUUAUUAUAGGAUGUAUUAAUGUAAGAUAAAGUACUAAAAAAGAAAGAAGUGGUCUAGAUAUAGAAAAUGUGUUAUUCAAGAAUUAGUUGAAAGCGAAUUUACAUAUCUAAGUAAUUUAGAACUAAUCAUUGUGAAAGUAUAUGAUCCAUUAUAAAUAUUGUUGUAAGAAACUGAUUCAAAAUUAUUAUUCCGAAACUUGAAACAAAUAUAUUUACUAAAUAAGUAAUUUUUAAUUGAAAUUUCAGGUAUUUUUGUUAAUCUAUUAAAUUAGAAAGAUUUAGUAAUUUUAACUAACAUACAUGUUUUGGCAAGAUCUUUGAUAAGUAUGUUUUAUUUUUUAAAAUUUACUUUGAAUACUCAUCUGGUUUUACUAUAGAGAUUGUAUCUAAAAAAAGAAAAGAAAUUUAAUAAUUAGAUAAUUUCCUUAAAGAGUUGGAAUAAACAGAUAUAUUUAAAGGAGGGAAUUUAGAAUCUUAUUUAAUUAAACCGGUUUAGAGAUUACCAAAGUAUGUUCUAUUAAUUAAAGAUUUAAUUAAACAUACAUGGGAAUCUCAUCCAGAUUAUAAAUAAUUAUAAAUAAGUCUAAAUAAAUUUAUUGAAGUAAAUUCUAAGAUUGAUAUUUUGAUGGAUAAGUAAUUUAAAAAAUAUAUUUUAGUGUUCUAAAAAAUUAAAUGUUAUUUGAAUUGCAAUAAUUAUAUUUUGAUUCUAUUAAUGUUUCAAUUGUUAUAUCAACAAGAAGAUAUGUUUAAAGUGAAACAAUUAAUAUUCUUGUAUCCAAUUAAUAGAAAUCAGUUAUUGUUUAUAUAUGCAAUGAUAUGAUAAUUCUUACUUAGAGAAUUUAAAAUGCUUUAAAUAAACAACAUGAAAAAUUGUAUGAAUAUCUUUACCUUAAUGAGAAUUCUUAUUGUAAAAAUAUACCUGAGACUUAAUAUUGUAAAUUUUUAUUUACAAUAUCCUCUUAAGAAUAAUCCAUAACAUUUAUAUGUUAAGAUGCAGAAUAAAAAUAAAAAUUAUUAAUUUUAUUUAAAUCUUUAAUUAAUGAAAUUAAGAUGAAAUAUGAUUUAAAUACUGAAACAGUUUAACUUUAAGAAAACAAACCAAUUGAAGUAAAUGCCAAGGGUACAGAAUAAAGAAAAUCUCUAUUGAAAUCAUAUACAGUUUAUGUGAUGAUUGUAUAUAUAGAAUUGAAAAUAGAUUAUUGCUGGAACUUAGAAGUUUACUUUGUUGACAAGAUAUAGUAAUUUAAUUAAGUUAGAGAAUAUUCUAAGAGAAGAAUAUCCAGAAAUCUCUAUUCCACAUUUAAGUAAAAAUUAAUGGGAAAACAAUAAGAAAACAUAACUUAUUGAAGCUAGAAAAAUUAUUAUUGAAAAUUUCCUUGUGGCUGUUCUUAAUUCUCCUUAUGUUAAAGAAAAUCCAGAAUUUGUAUUAAAAUAUUUAGAACUUCCUCCUUCAUUAUAUUAGACUCUUACUUCUAGUCCAAUUCGUCAAGAUAGAAAUUCUUCAAGAAAUAAAUUUGGAUCUUCUUAAUUUAAUACAGGAAGAUUCUCCUUUAAUGCUACCUUAAAAUCUCUAAAAAACUCAAUUUCUAUCAGAUCAACUGAACCUCUCAAAAGUUUAAUAGGUUAGGAUCAAACUAUUACAAUUAAGGUUUAAUACUUUUUUUAUUCUUAGAUUAUUUUUCUUAAUGAUUUUAAUAUCAUUUUACCUAUUAGUCCUGAAUUAAGAGUUAAUGAUCUAAUUUAGAUGGCAGCUGAGACUAUUAAACUAAAAAAUUAUGAAGAUUUUAAACUUUAUUUUAUUAAUGAAUAAGAAAUUAGAAUUCUUGAUAAUAAUGAUUGCAUACCAAAAAAUAAAAAAAAUAAAUCUAACAAUGAAGGUGUUAUAUCAAAGAUUUCUUUUUUAUUCAAAGAAAAACAUAAAGAUGAUUCAAAAUUAUUAUUCAAAAAAUAUUUAUAUUUAAAUUUAAAAUAGGAAAAAAAAGAAUAUUAAUCAGAUCCAGUAAGACUUAAAUUAUUAAUUCAUCAAGCAUUUGAUGAUAUUAAAAAUAUGAAAUAUAAGCUUACCUUGUAAGAAUAUUGUAUUUAUUUUAUAUAUUAUCUAAUUAUUAAGCAAUACGAAUAUUUCAAAAAUGUAAAGUUAAUUUAUAUUUUUAGAUUUUUAAAAAAAAUACUUUGCCUUUUGAUUUAGUUAAAUAGUUAAUUCCAGAAAAAAUUCUUAAAUCAGAAUAGGAAUAAAUUUGGACAUAUUAAAUUUAUAUUAACAUUGGAAAUGUAAAAAAAGAAAUUGAAAAAAUUAUUAAAUUACAAUAUAAAAACUUAUAAGGAAUAAAAAACGAAGAAUAACAAUUUUAAUAUAUUUCAGAAUUGCAUUUUAUGGAAUCCGUACAAAAAAAUGAAUUUUAUGGACUGCACUAUUUUAAUAUUGAAAUUUCUAAUUCAAUCAAAGAAAUACUUUAAAAGUUUUUAUAAUUAUUUAUUUAGAUAAUAUUAAUGUUAACUUGAAACAUAAUCUACUUUAGGUGUUAAGUUUGAUAGGUUUAUAAUUAUCAAUAUAAUGGAAAAGAAACUGGAAAUCUUAUUAAGUGAUAUUAUUAAUCUUUCACCAUUUCCUUUUUAUUUUGAAUUUUAAACAAAACAAAUUCAAAAUGAUAAAAUUAUAUUAAAAACCUCAAAUGGGUUAGAAAUUUAAAAACUUUAUGAACUCUAUUCAAAUAGAACUAAUAAUUUGGCAAUAUGA
Messenger RNA from Paramecium sonneborni, 2979 nucleotides. The record is from the annotation of a GenBank genome assembly. Lineage: Eukaryota; Ciliophora; Oligohymenophorea; Peniculida; Parameciidae.